CCCCUUAUAAAUAGUACCAAUUACCAACAUCAUAUGAUACUGCCACAUCAUCCACCUUAUCAAAUAAGCCAACUCACAGAACGACGCCUUUGAAUAGCUUCUAAACAGAGUCAUCUAUCUUAGGUACCUAGGUAUAAUAUAGGGUACCUUAGCUAAAAUGGGCCGCUGGUCAUACCUCGACACAGACGAAGAACGUCUCCCGCACGGCAUCAAGCGCAUCGGGUACGACGCCGACGACCGGGAGUACACGUUUUUCGACACUUCAGACGGCAGCAUCUGGGUCGGGGGGUACAACGGCCCCACGAAAUGUAUAUCGAGGCCGGACCAAGCCGCGAGCUCCAGCGACGAUAGCAAGGACGAGCCGGCAUAUAAUAAUAUCCCAACCGAGGAAGUUGGAAAAAGCGACCCGCAACCGUCGAACAACAGUCCGAAUACAAAGGCGCUGCUUAACUCCUUCGUGGCUGUCGGUAGGCUCGCUCGAAUUAUCGUAGCGCGGAGAGGACCGGGCGCGGAUCGGAGGCUCAUCCGUGAGGAACGGAGACGAGAGCGUCGUGCCCGUGAGCAAACCAAGGAAGAACGACUUCGGGAUGAGCAAGGGUUAGGCGAGAAGGAGUUCGAAGGGGAAGAAUUUGUUUAAAUAAAUUAUUCAAUGGACGUGUUGCUUCAGGGAGUCGGCAUACCUCUUAUGGUCUUUGGGCUGGUCUCGAAAACUUUACGGCAUUUUUUUGGGAUAAGCUCGGGUAAGGGGGCGCAGGCAUAUGAUUUAAAUAAGAUAUCGACUCUUUAUAUUGGGUAGGUAUAAGUGGGAUUAUCAUCUCGUUAUCUAUAUCCUCACCGUCGCGAACGCGGAUCAGGCUCGUGGUGUAGCACAGCCCACGACACAUUACCUUGCUUAACAAUUACCUAAGGCUAUACUCUGAAGGCAUAUAUUAGGUACUCACUCUGCAAGGGAUAAGUCAGAUAAUACAUCA
Molecule: messenger RNA, 971 nt
Organism: Daldinia vernicosa
Lineage: Eukaryota; Fungi; Ascomycota; Sordariomycetes; Xylariales; Hypoxylaceae
Exons: 1
Coding region: 158-637 (159 amino acids)
Source: RefSeq, a predicted model, not a curated record